GUUCAGGCGAUGCUGCCAGUGUGACGUAUAAUCUAGUGGACGGGACGCUGCUUCAACAACAACAGUUCGACACCCUCGGUAGCUUAAUAGCAAACAUAGCUACAACAUUCACUCUCUUUAUACUGUUUUUGGUGUAUAUUAGUCGCUGUGUACUAAACACACUUCUGUCUUAUGUACGUGUUGACCCAUUUAAUUAUAUAAUUACGUUGUUUGUCAGCUAGCUGGUUUGCUAAAUUAGCUUAGAACUAGGCUAGUUGCUAAUGCUAGCUAGCGAACAUCCCCGACCAUGAGUUCACUAAGCUGCUCUCCUCCUGCUAAAGAAGAGGAGGUCUUCUGGACGGAGAAAGAAGUUCUCCCGAAAGAGGAGGGGGAAGAGAAGGAUGUUUCAAUACAAAAACAAGUAGAGGGUGAAGCUGUUACCGUGAAAGAAGAAGAGAAAGACGUUUCAGUGGAAGAAAAGGAAGACUCGUUCAGAUUGAAAGAGGAGGAGGCGGAGAUGACUGUCACAUCGGUAAAGGAGGAGGAGGAAGAAGAGGAAACUGGACAUCUGGGCCCGGUUUCCCCAACGCUUCUUAAGGCAUCCUGUGGUUCUAACGUUGAACUCAGCCGUAAGAUGGUUUUGAGAAACCGGGCCGUGAUUAACACUAACUUUGUUGUUCACACAGGAGAGAGACGUGACUAUCGUGGAUCCUCUGGGGAGCCUCAACAACAUCAUGAAGCUGACGAGGCAGAGAAGAGUCCCUCCCGAUCAGAACACCUCAAGAAACACCCGUGGAGACCAACAGGGAAGAAAUCUCACUGCUGCUCUAACUGUGGGAAGAGUUACUUAAGAUCAAAUUCACAAAAAGUACACAUGACAAUUCACACUGGAGAGAAACCUUAUAGCUGUGAUCAAUGUGGGAAGAGUUUUACUACAUCUCGCCAUCUGAUUGUACACCAGAGAACACACACAGGAGACAAAUCUUAUAGCUGUGAUCAAUGUGGGAAGAGUUUUACUCAGUCAAGCAGCCUGUUAUCUCACCAGAGAAAACACACAGGAGAGAAACCUUAUAGCUGUUAUCAAUGUGGGAAGAGUUUUACUCAGUCAAGCAACCUGGUAUCACACCAGAGAACACACACAGGAGAGAAACCUUAUAGUUGUGAACAAUGUGGGAAGAAUUUUACUACAUCCAGCCAUCUGAUUGUACACCAGAGAACACACACAGGAGAGAAAUCUUAUAGCUGUGAACAAUGUGGGAAGAGAUACUCUGAUAAAAGAUCUCUGAUCAAACAUCAGAAAAUGCAUUAAUGAAGGAGUUGUUUCAUGAUAUCAAUGAAUUAAUGUCACAAUGUAGAAUGUUUAAACAUUGUAGUAGGAGUAUUUUAAUGAUGUCACAAUGUAGAAUGUUUUAACAUUGUAGUAGCAGUAUUUUAAUGAUGUCACAAUGUAGAAUGUUUUAACAUUGUAGUAGCAGUAUUUUAAUGAUGUCACAAUGUAGAAUGUUUUAACAUUGUAGUAGCAGUAUUUUAAUGAUGUCACAAUGUAGAAUGUUUUAACAUUGUAGUAGCAGUAUUUUAAUGAUGUCACAAUGUAGAAUGUUUUAACAUUGUAGUAGCAGUAUUUUAAUGAUGUCACAAUGUAGAAUGUUUUAACAUUGUAGUAGGAGUAUUUUAAUGUCACAAUGUAGAAUGUUUUAACAUUGUAGUAGCAGUAUUUUAAUGAUGUCACAAUGUAGAAUGGUUUAACAUUGUCAUAGGAGUAUUUUAGAAAUGUCACAAUGUAAAACAUUAAACGUUUGCCCCCUGUUCAAUUGAUUUCUGCAUGAUAUGGAUAUUAGCCUCAGGGGGAAAAUCCAGGCUCUGAAUUGAAAGAGUGCUAUUUAUAUGAUAUAACAGAAAGUGACUAACACAAAAAGAGCUGUGUUACACUUACAGCAUUGGUGACCCACUUGAAUCAAAAUGUAGCUAGAUGUUUUCUACAAGUUGUCCUCCAACCAGUGAUGUACACAUUAUUCCCAGAUUCCAUGUGUUUUUUGAGCUGUUAGUUUUAACAGGACAAACUCAUCUCCCCCUUUCACACAAAUGAUUUCAACAUGAGAUCGAUGAGUGAUGAAAAAUAAGUGUUGCGUUCCUUUGUUUAACGACCUCUACAUUUAAAUGCAUCUCUCCACAAUGUAGCUGACUGUCUUCUGCAGGUUGUCCUCUAACCAGGGAGGUAAAAUAUAUCUCCUAUUUCCAUGUGUUUUUUUAGUUGUGUUAGUUUCAACAGCACCAACAACCUGAUUUCCCCCCUAAUUGAUAUCAGUGAUUUAUUGCUUCUUGUCAAAACAACAGUGUUUCUGGUGUUCGUGCAUUUUAAAAGGUGCUUGUUUAAAAAAAUACAAGUAAUCUGAUUGUUGUUGCAGAUGUUUGUGCAGAUACUACAUUUUAUGUUUAGGUUUUCAAUAUCACAAAUGGUUUCUGCAUAUUGGUUAUUCAUUUGGACCCAUUAAAGCUGUGUUUUGACAUUGGGCUGUACCACCUAGCAAAAUGUCAUUGAAAAGACGUUGAAAAGAAGAUUAUACCCAACGUCCAAUAUACGUUUGGUUUUAGUUGAAGGUUUUAAAUAUUUAUUUUCAGGUUGUUGUUAAUAAUGACUUGAAAACAACUUAA
Molecule: messenger RNA, 2631 nt
Organism: Oncorhynchus masou masou (cherry salmon)
Lineage: Eukaryota; Metazoa; Chordata; Actinopteri; Salmoniformes; Salmonidae
Product: gastrula zinc finger protein XlCGF8.2DB-like
Exons: 2
Coding region: 287-1288 (333 amino acids)
Biological process (GO): urogenital system development; regulation of transcription by RNA polymerase II; embryo development
Cellular component (GO): nucleus
Molecular function (GO): RNA polymerase II transcription regulatory region sequence-specific DNA binding; DNA-binding transcription factor activity, RNA polymerase II-specific
Source: RefSeq, a predicted model, not a curated record